CACUCUGCUCUGCUCUGCCCACCCGCACCGCUCACCGCACCGGCCGCAGUACUCGAGCCCCAACGACGGGUACCGCCAGGAGAAGACGGCCGCACCGGCCGCAGCGAUAUGUGCGCCCGCUCCUCGCCGCACCAUCCGACCCCCUCCUUCGACACUCGCCAUGGCGUCGCGCCCGCACCGCUCCUCGACGGCCGCGUCGCGGGUGCCGCCCAUGAACAACCAGAUUGCUGAGUUGCGCGCCCUGGCCGAUGACCUGCUGCGGGCCGCCGACGCCCCGCCGGCGCCCGACUCGCUGCAGCGCCAGAGCCUCGCCCUGCGCCGCAUGCGCCAGCUGCUGAUAGACUCGACCGACCAGACGCACACCAAGGACGCCUUCCGCCAUGUGCGAGGCUUCGAUGUGCUGCUCACCACCCUGCGCGCCCUGGCCGGCUUCUAUCGCCCCGCCCUGCCUGCCCCCGACCGCAUCGACUUCUUCGACGUCGUCAAGGCCACGCUGGACGUGCUGUCCGACGCCCUCGACGAGCAUGCCGGCAACCGCCGCUUCUUCGCCCAGCGUGUCGAGGGCGGCGGCUGGAGUGCCCUCGAGCAGGCCCUGGCCAGCGCCGGUGUGCUGGGCCGCCCGUCGGACGCCCCGCGCGAUGAUGCUGCCCCGGAGCAGCUGUUCGGCAUUCUCUUCGCCUUUGCCCUGGGCGAGGACGCCAUGACGCGCAUGUUCAGGCACGUGGAGCGGCCACCCGAACUCGCAUCUGCAGUGCCUGCAGCGCCUGCAACGCCUACAACGCCCGCCCCCGCCGAUACCGACUCCCAGCUCGAUGACCCCCCGUCCGAUAACCCCCCGCCCGCCGACAUCGUCGUCUCCAGCCCGCGCUCCGUCUACGCCGACGACGUCCUCGACCUCGACCCGCUGCGCACCCACCUGCGCCAGCUCUUCAGCGGCAAUGAGGUCCUGCAGAACCCCGACAUCAUGCCCACCAUCCUCCGCUUCUGGCGGGGCCUGGCCGGUGAGCAGGCUCCCGCGCCCCGGUCGCAGGCGCUCUCGGCCGCUGUGUUGCUCGCCGUUCUGCACAUCACCGAGCUGUCGUCGUACAACAAAGCUGCGUUGCACAUCACGGGCGUGCUCAGCUUCAUUCUACCGCUGCUCUUCGAGAACAAAUGCGCCCGCACCGAGGCCGACUUGCUGCAGCAACUUGCCGACAGCCUGAUCGAGUAUGGCAUCAACGAGCUCGACGAUGCCUACUAUCUGUUCCGGAAAGCAGCGUCGUCAGAACAAGCCGCCGAGUUCCUCCAUCGCGGCAUGCAGGCCUCACGAGCGCCCCAUUUCAUACAGUUCGACCUGUCCCUCCACGGCUUCAGCGCCAUCGAGCUGCCAGACCUCGGUCGGCCCUUCCCACCCGUCUCACAAGGCGGCGGUUACACGUUCGCGACGUGGAUGCGUGUGGACCAGUACGACCCAAACUGCCACACCACGCUCUUCGGCGCGUACGAUGACACCCAGACUUGCUUCCUGAUGGCCUAUCUGGAAAGGGACACUCGCUGCUUCAUCUUGCAGACAUACAUGGGCCACGCAUCCGGCGUCGUCCCCAGCGUACGCUUCAAGAAAGCACCGCGAUUUGAACAGGGUCGAUGGUACCACAUUGCCGUUGUGCAUCGACGGGCAAAGGGAAUGGGUAUGGGCAGCCACAAAGCUUCCAUCUUCGUCGACGGUGAAUUCACCGAGACCAUGAAGGCACAUUAUCCAUCGCACCCCCCAGUGUUGGACAACAGCCAAGACAGCUUUGCCUCAAUGUCUUCGAGCACCUCGAAACACCACAUCUUGGCCUUCCUGGGUACACCGCGCAACCUUGCCCCCAGGCUUGGGAGGAAUGUACUGACAUCCAAGCUGUCUAUGGCAUCAUUCCAUCUCUUUUCAGAACCCUUGUCAGAUGAACUGAUUGCCGUCUACCACAAGCUGGGUCCUCGCUACAGCGGUAAUUUCCAGGACAGGCUUGGCUCGUUCCAGACGUAUCGCACUUCAGCAGAAUUGCAUGUACACAACGAGAUUCUGCAUCCUGGGCGAGAGGAGCGCUCUGACAUAGUGACUGCGAUCCGCUCGAACGCAGGUUAUCUUAUGCCCGAGUCGAAGAUUCUACUAAGCUUCUCCCCCAGUUCGGUGAUGGACGAUGAUGACCGAAACGCUAUUGAUGAAUCUCAGCUAAUCAAAUCACUCUCAAGAGACUCUGCUAGAUCGCUUCACAAGUACACAAGGGCGCACAGCACGCCGAUCAUCAUCAACGCCGCAGUCCCAUCAGUCAACGAUGCUUUAUCGCAAGCUCGUGGCUUUGGUAGGCUAUCAGGUAACCCAGUCGUCGUAGUACCCCAGUCUCUCGAUGAUGCCAUUUGGCGCAUUGGUGGAUGUGCCGCAGUGGGGCUGAAGGUAGUGCAGGCCGCGCAGUCGCUGAAGAGCGUACUACGCGCGGUGAAAAUCCUUUUAGAGGCUGUUGAAGGUAAUUGGAGAAACUGCGAAGCCAUGGAACAGAGCAACGGGUUUGCCAUCCUUGCCGAAGUCUUGCGUCAGAAGAUUGGAUUUGCAAUGGGCGGGUUGGUCGUGCGAAAUGCAUCGUCACUUGAUGUAACUCCGGAGCAAUGCGAGGACUUCGUCGCACAACUGCUUUCAGUCAUCCUUCGCUUCGUUGGAUAUGACGAACAGCAUCCGGAAGAGUCUCUCAUUAUCAACCCGCUUGCUUACCGAGUGUUGAUUGUGGAUCUCGAGAUCUGGCGCAGAGCGACGUCGUUGAGUACACAAAAGAAGUAUUACACGCAGUUUGUGCACUUUGCAAAGGGCAGCAAGCAUCAUCAUUAUAAUGCCAAACGUUUUCACAGAAUCAGAGUUGUAAAGCGCCUGACGGAUGCUUUGAAGGGUGAAACCUUUACCUCACAGACAUUCCCACUGUUCGUCGAAGCCUUCAAAGCCCUUUUGCACAUCAACUUCAAUGGCGAAAACGCUCGAUCUCUGUCUCUAUUCGUCACAUAUGCCUUGCAUGACAGUCGCGCCUCGUACGCUAAACGAACCUUGCGACCAAAAGCGAGCACUUUGCGCCUUCGCAGAGGUACACCUCCCAGCUUGACGCCUACCCUUACGCCUAGAUCCGCCAGUCCUUCCUCUGUCGCACCAGAGUCCUUGCCACUGUCUUUGCCAGAGUUGGGUGUAGCCAUCUUGAAUCUCCUGUCCGAGUUUUUGUGCGACCCUCACAACCCGCAUGAGAUCGUCCGAUUCGCCAAGAACGUCACUGGAAAGUGGCUUCUAUACCUGCUCGCAGAGACUGAUCAACGCGUUGUUGUACUCGGUGCAAAAAUACUCGCUCGCCUACUUGUUACAAAUGGAGCAACAUAUGUCAAGAAAUUUGGCGACAAGACUGGUGGCUUUGUUGUCAUGAAUAACAGGCUUCGGCAUUGGUGGAACACACCUGGGAUCUGGACAAUUUGUUUCGCCAUCCUCUUUGAUCGCGAUGUGGCCACGAUCGACUUCGAGCGUGACUUCGAUGUGUUCAAUCUAGUCGACAUCUUCAUGACGCAUUCGCCGCAAACGAAGUUAAGAAUAGCGUAUCCUGAGAUCUUUCCCGUCAUAACAGCCAUGCUGGAUACUGGACUGCGUGCUAUUGUGCGAGAUCGCGAAACAGCUCACACAGAGCGAGCAAAGGGCGAAAAUGCUGAAGACACCCCGACAAGGGGACGUCGUAGGACAAUGUCCCUGAAUGCCAAGCAGCCCACAGUCGAUACGAGAGCACCGCAAUCAGAACGCCUCAACAACUACGCUGUUCUACAUGCACGAUCUGAUGUCUUUCGCGAUUACGCGAACACGUCAAACUAUGUGCAAGAAUUACUAUUCGUGUUGUAUCCGGUCAUUGUAACAUCCGAUAAAGUUAGCGCAGAAACCGAACUAUUGUCCAGAGGUUCGGCACUUACAUUUGAAGGUCAAGACGUGGUUAUUCAGCCCGUAUCUGGUGCCAGCAGCCAACAGACGCCAAUCAUACGAACUAACAACGUACCCACCGAAUCAUCUUCAAGUACGCAACGAGUCAUCCCUUUUCGAAGAGCGUCCUCCUUCGUCUUAAUUUCAGAGAACAAGGUGAUGAAAGCAGCAAAGCAAACGUCUCUGAAUCCAAUACUUUCACCCAGGAACACUGCUCCUGUGGCCAUGAAAGUAGGCAGUUCAGUCGUGGAAGCUAUGCUUGAAGCCGUCCUAGAUGUCUUCAAAGAGCAACUCUUCACUCGGAAAGACUUUCCAGGAUUAGGUCUGUUUAUGAAGACUCCACCAGGAUUUCAGGAGCAUCAAGCCUACUUCGAAUCGUAUAUACUACGCCAGAUUCUUUCAUCAGUCAGGAACUCUCUACAGCUUGAUCCAAAUCUCCUCCAUGAACCUCGAGUCCUCAUAAAUCUUUCCCGCUUCGUCGGCCACAUCUCCGAGGCAGUCUUCGAAGGCUGGUUUCUUCAAGGAGCUGAGCCAUUGCUUGAUUUUACCGGCUUCUUGCUGGAGUACCUCGAGCGGCCCGACAUUGCUGCCAUCAAGUCCGUCAGAUUGUGCACACAAGCAAUACAGACCAUGAGAGCAACGUUUCUCAAAGUCUCAUUACUCCAACUUGCCGACCCAGAUGACUCUGAGGAUGGGUUCACGACCACAUUAGUCAUCGAGAAGAUGGUAUACUGGCAGCCAAUCAUCUUGUCCUCGGCGAACACCGAUACUUUCUCUUUGAAAAUGAUAUGCUAUCUCUUCUACACGAAGCUGUCGUCCGAGUACGAGCCGGUGCGUCUAGCUGCCGCGAACUUCUGGCGAUUGCUACUUGUGCAAAAGCCUCAAGAGACCUCUAGCAUCCUCGGCAGUGCCAUACAGGCAGACAAGAAGAACCUUUAUGAAGGUUUUCAGAAACUAGUGGAACUAGACAACGAGACGUUCUUCCAGUGGUUUGACAAGCAUAAGGUUGAUCUCGAUACGUUCUUUUACGGCUCACUGACGAAGGUGUGGGAGGAGUUCGCGCAAGAGCAGAAUAAGCGAACUGAGGAAACAUCCACAAGGAGGAUCAGCAAGCGAAAGGAGAAACUUAAGCAAUGGCAGGCAGAGGAGUUGACCUCGGACAAUAUUUGGAAUCACCACGAGCAUUCGACAGGGCACUGGAGGUCUAACAUACAUGCUUCCGAACGCAUCAAGCACCAACGAGUAUUGCAGGAUCAGCAAGAUAACGCCACAUACCUUCAGACGGUUCUUGCAAAGUUAGAUUACCAGCUGAAAGGCCCCUGCGCAUUAUUCGAUAACAGCCCACCCCCGAAGUGGCGCCUCGAUGAGACGGAAGGUCGCGAUAGAAGACGCAUGCGCAUCAUUCUCGACAACACCAACCGAGACCAGCAAUAUCAGCCCAAGCGCAAAGAUACGGAUCCGAUGGGGAGGCUAAAGCUCGAUACUAAUGUCACUACUAUCUCCGCUAAAGAUGCACUGAGCAUAACACCUAUUGGCCGUCGCUCUGGCACACCAUCUACCAUGACCAAAGAAGAAUCGCAGCAGGAGGACGGGUUUGAGAGUGAAGAAGAUUUUGAGAUGGUCGACGCCAUGUACGAAGACGAUGAUGGGUUCGAAGAUAAAAACCGCAAGGUCAUGCGCAGUCUCAAUCGAGGGGAUCAAGUGCAAUACGUCUGCAAUAUCUCACGAGUGGUAGGGCUGGAAGCCAUUGAAGGCCUGCUCAUCGUCGGCAAAGACUGCUUGUACCUGCUUGAUGAUUUCUUUCAGAGAUCAGAUGGCGAGAUUGUGCGGGUAUGGCAAGCGCCCCCGGAUGAACGGGAUCCAUACGUGCAAGUCAUCGCUGGUAAGGAAGCAGUUACAAACCGGCGUCCCCCACCAAGAAACCAAGAAGAGUCUGCACGCCACUGGAAGUGGAGCGAAGUCAUCAGCAUUUCGAAGCGUCGAUUUUUGCAUCGCGAUGUUGCUAUCGAGGUAUUCUUCGACGAUGGUCGAAGCUAUCUGCUCACUGCGAUUUCAGCCCAAGCACGCAACGACAUAUACGGACGCGUAUUGCAACGCGCCUCGCAGGUUUCAAACCCUGAGAAGCUGGCCAAUACCGAGAUUGCAUGGCGUCUCGACUCAUUGCGCAAUGUCGAAGAAGCACCACAAACGUUGGGGUCGAGAUUCGCGUCUGCCUUCAGCUCAGUCUCGUCACAUCCAUCAACAAAGAAGUGGCUGAAGGGCGAAUUUACCCCCGUUUUCCCCUGGGUUAUCUCAAACUAUGAGAGCGAGGAGUUGGAUCUGACCGACCCACGUAGCUUCCGUGAUUUGAGCAAGCCUAUUGGCAUCCAGCAUCCAAGGCAAGAACAGUCGAUACGCGAGCGAUUCAACUCAUUUGCGGAAAUGGGCGACCCAGACCACGCUUUCCACUUUGGCACGCAUUACUCCUCGGCAAUGACUGUGGCAUCGUAUCUCAUGCGCCUUCAGCCAUACAGUGCGGCCUUCUUCCUCAUUCAGGGCGGUACAUGGGACCACGCCGAUCGUAUGUUUUACUCGAUUCAAAACGCAUGGGAAUCAGCAUCAAACAAGAAUAUGGCUGAUGUGCGAGAGCUUACGCCGGAGUUCUUCUACCUGCCGGAUUUCCUGACAAAUGUAAACGGAUACAACUUUGGUCUUCGUUCCGACGAGUCAAGCAUUGAUAAUGUGCAAUUACCCCCCUGGGCAAAGGGCGACCCUGCAAUCUUCAUUGCCAAACAGCGUGAAGCACUCGAGGCUCCUUACGUUAGCGCGAACCUUCAUCGCUGGAUCGAUCUGAUAUUCGGCCACAAGCAGCGUGGUGAGGCUGCUGUCGAAGCGGCGAAUGUCUUCCAUUGGAUGACUUACCAAGGUGCUAUUGACCUGGACAGCAUUACCGACGAGAAAGAGCGUGCUCAGAAGAUCAGCGUCAUCAAUAACUUCGGUCAAACACCAACUCAGGUCUUUCAACGUCCGCACCCGUCCAAAGAGAAUGCUGCAAAAGCAACGAAGCUGGACACCGCCGCCGAGAGUCUACAUCGCGUACCGGGUACGCUUUUAGACUCACAUGACCGCAUAGCCUCACUCAACUACAUCCCGAAGAGUGAUAAACUCCUUUGCUCCGCCCCGUUCCGAUACAAUCUGCCACCCCACUACAAUGUGUACAUGGAGUGGGGCUUCACAGAUGGAUCGGUUCGAUUCUACGAAUCACAAUCGAAACGUCUUAUUGGAUUGUUCGAGCACUUACACUCUGGACAACUCACAAUGUCGCUCUUUGUCGACGGCAGAACGCUUAUUACAGCGGGCACAGAUUGCACGCUGUCAGUCUGGAACGUCAUCCGCGCGGAAAAGGGCCAUAUUGAGCUUCAGCAUGUGACAAGUCUUUUCGGACACAAGUCGCCUGUGACCACACUUGCCGCAAGCCGCGCCUUCUCUGCAUUCUUGAGCGCUGAUCAGGACGGCAAAGUCUUUCUGUGGGACCUGAACCGCAAUGAGUUCGUUCGGGAACUCGACCUUGGAGCGCGACAAAAAAGGUCUAGGACGCCAAUCCAAGCUGCACGAAUCAAUAGCGCGACUGGUCACAUCGUCCUCGCUAUUGGGCCCCGCUUAAUAGUCACAACGUUGAACGGAACAGUGUUGUUGGACGAAGAUGUUUGCGACGGUGGCGACGAUACUGAUGGCAUUAUCUCCAUCGCAGUGUACGAGGGAGUUGGCAACGAAUGGUGUGAGCGCGAGCUCAUCUUCACUGGUCACAGACGGGGUAUUGUGAAGAUUUUCCACCUCACUCCCACGCCUAAGAUGCCAUUCAAUGGCGCCAAUCUUAUGCCUGGUGCACACAUUACGCCAGCUCCAUCUAAAAGUGCUUGGUCCAUUGACCUCGUCAAUGUACUUGCUCAUGGCGAUCCAAUGAUUGAACGUACUGCUGCGCCAAUAACGUGCAUACUACCAUUGGAGAGGAGUGUGUAUACCGGGGAUGAGGAUGGUAGAGUCUAUGAGUGGGAUUGCGUACAACGACAGCAUUGAAGACGAGUGAUUUUAUUGUAGUUGGGCAUUGCAUGGUCUGGUCUACGGUUGCUUUAUUGAUGUUGCAAUCGGUCUGAUAGUGUACCGGAAGUGUAUAUACGGAUAGAGAAAAGACCUCACUUGCCAGAUGUGCCAGAUGUGCCAGAAGUACGUACACUAGAAGGGCGUUGCUAAUAAAGUGCAGAUUACUUGCGCCCGGCAUCUUGGCUCGUUGCAUUUGUGCCCUGCCAUUGCGAAUAAUUACACCCUUGUUG
Messenger RNA from Boeremia exigua, 8259 nucleotides. RefSeq lists its product as uncharacterized. Gene Ontology annotation, molecular function: protein binding. The record is from RefSeq and is a predicted model, not a curated record. Bases 161 to 8005 code for a protein of 2614 amino acids. Lineage: Eukaryota; Fungi; Ascomycota; Dothideomycetes; Pleosporales; Didymellaceae. The transcript has 7 exons.